Messenger RNA from Callorhinchus milii (elephant shark), 2290 nucleotides. It is a transcript of the gene hspa12b, whose product is annotated as heat shock protein 12B. The transcript has 12 exons. The record is from RefSeq and is a predicted model, not a curated record. Lineage: Eukaryota; Metazoa; Chordata; Chondrichthyes; Chimaeriformes; Callorhinchidae. The coding region runs from base 222 to 2282 and encodes 686 amino acids.
AGUCAGCACAACUCCAUCUGCUUCUUGUUAUAGGGUUUAGUGAAGCUGUGAGCUACAGUCAGUGACACUGCGCGUUGGCCGGCCAGGGAGCGACUGAGCAACACACAGCCAGGCAGCGGCAGCGACAGCUAGAACAGCAUCAGCACUGACACCCAGCCCGGGAACUCCUUUCCCUUCUUUUACAGGAAAGUUGAUGUUUUGGAGCCUGACAGAGGAUAAACAUGACAACUGUAAACACAGACAUGAGGAGUCUCAACACAGACAAUGGGGAUGAGAGAUCACUGACUCCAUCCCCCCCGAACUCACCAUUACUAGGGGACAGCUGUGGUGUCGCCCCCCUGACACCCUCACCCACCCUGAGAUCGGACGGUGGCUCUCCGCACUACCAGCCAUUCCAGGUGGUCAUCGCCAUUGACUUCGGGACGACAGCCAGUGGCUAUGCAUACAGCCUGACCCACGAACCCGAGUCCAUCCACAUGAUGAGGCGGUGGGAAGGUGGAGACCCUGGCGUUGCUAACCAGAAGACCCCGACCUGCCUGCUCCUGACGCCAGCUGCACAAUUCCACAGCUUUGGUUUCGCGGCCAGAGAUUGUUACCACGACCUGGAGCCCGAGGAGGCUAAACACUGGCUCUACUUCGACAAGUUCAAAAUGAAAAUCCACAGCACCAGCGAGCUGACGAUGGACACGGAGUUGGAAGCUGUGAAUGGGAAGCGGCUCCGAGCGCUCCAGGUCUUCUCCCACGCACUCUCUUACUUCCGACACCACGCCCUGAUGGAGCUUGCCGAUCAUGCCCAGGAGCCACUAGAGGCGGAGGCUGUGCGCUGGGUGAUCACAGUCCCCGCUAUAUGGAAACAGCCGGCGAAACAGUUCAUGAGGGAAGCCGCAUACCUGGCGGGCCUGGCCUCCCGUGAGUUCGCGGAGCAGCUGUUGAUCGCCCUGGAGCCUGAGGCAGCAGCGAUUUACUGUCGAAAACUACGUCUCCACCAAUUGCAUGAGCUGAGCCCCCAGCACCCGGGGACCCGACCGGGCAAUUGCCCCAGCCCCGGCUCCAUCCACUCCAGCUUCAGACAGGCCCGGGAACAGCUGAGACGUUCUCGGCACAGCCGCACCUUCCUGGUGGAGACAGGCGUUGGCGAGCUGUGGGCGGAGAUGCAACCAGGUGACCAAUACAUUGUGGCUGACUGUGGUGGUGGCACCGUGGACCUGACGGUGCACCAGAUCGAGGAAUCACGGGGAACACUGAAAGAGCUGUACAAGGCCUCAGGGGGCCCUCACGGGGCGCUGGGUGUGGACCUGGCCUUCGAGGAUUUGCUGGGACAGAUUUUCGGCUGGGAUUUCAUUCGUUGUUUUAAGCUGAAGAGACCGGCCGCCUGGGUGGACCUGAUGAUUGCCUUUGAGGCCCGGAAACGGACAGCAUCACCCAACCGGCCCAACGCACUCAAUAUCUCCCUGCCCUUCUCCUUCAUAGACUUCUACAGGAGGCACAGAUCACAGAGCGUGGAGGCUGCCAUCAGGAGGAGCACAUGUAACGCAGUCCAAUGGUCCUCUCAGGGAAUGCUGCGUCUCUCUCCUGAGGCCAUUAACCAGCUCUUCCAGCCGACUAUCAAACAGGUGCUUCAGCACAUAGAGAACCUGAUGCGAAGACCUGAGGUCGGGGGGGUGCGGUUCCUCUUCUUGGUGGGGGGCUUUGCCGAGUCGGCGAUGCUGCAGCAGGCAGUGCAGGGGAUGCUGGGCGGCAAGUGUCGGGUUAUCAUCCCCCAGGAUGUGGGGCUGACCAUCCUGAAGGGGGCGGUGCUGUUUGGCCUGGACCCCGGGGUGGUGCGUGUGCGGCGCUCGCCCCUCACCUACGGGGUGGGGGUCCUCAACACCUUUGUGGAGGGCAAACACCCGCAGGACAAGCUGCUGGUGAAGGACGGUGUGCGCUGGUGCACUGAUGUCUUUGACAGCUUCGUGGCAGCCGAUCAGUCAGUGGCGGUAGGUGAGGUGGUUCACCGCAGCUACACUCCAGCCCGGCGUGGCCAGAGCAAGAUCCUCAUCAACAUCUACUGCAGUGCAGCCGACAGCGUGGCCUACGUCACUGAGCCGGGCGUCCGCAAGUGCGGCACCAUCAGCCUGGACCUCCCACAGGCAUCCCCUGACCAGCCCCCCACCGGCAGCUCCCGGCACCGCCGAGAGAUCAGGACCAGCAUGCAAUUUGGUGACACAGAGAUCAGAGUGACCGGCAUGGACAUGACCACCGCCCGCUCCGUCAAGGUCGCUAUCGACUUCCUCUCCAAUUAAAAGGGAGA